Molecule: messenger RNA, 969 nt
Organism: Alternaria atra
Lineage: Eukaryota; Fungi; Ascomycota; Dothideomycetes; Pleosporales; Pleosporaceae
Exons: 5
Coding region: 1-969 (322 amino acids)
Biological process (GO): monoatomic ion transport; mitochondrial transmembrane transport
Cellular component (GO): mitochondrial inner membrane
Molecular function (GO): monoatomic ion transmembrane transporter activity
Source: RefSeq, a predicted model, not a curated record
AUGACGUCUUCAUUACCUGGGAACCGCGACUUGCCCGUCUCGCAGUUUGAUCUAGGGACAACCCUCCUCACCUCGUCGGCCGGCCUUGAAAAUGCAAAGAAACUCGUUACCGCAUACAAGACGGGCAAGAUCCCAGAGAUGACACCGGAGCUAUGGAACGCGAAGAAGAUCAUCGACUCUACCAUACACCCAGACACGGGCAAGCCAGUCUUCCUGCCUUUCCGCAUGUCGAGCUUUGUCCUGACCAACUUGGUUGUCACGGCUGGAAUGCUUACACCAGGUCUCGGGACGGUGGGAACACUAGGAUGGCAAGUCACAAACCAGUCUGUCAACGUCGGAAUCAACUUCUCCAACGCGAAUAAGUCGAUCCCGCUUUCUACCUCGACCAUUGUGCAGUCAUACCUCCUCGCUGUCAGCGCAUCCUGCGGUGUCGCGCUCGGUCUCAAUGCGCUGGUACCCCGCCUCAAGAGCCUCUCGCCUAAUGCAAAAGUUAUCGCGGGUCGAUUAGUGCCUUUCGCGGCUGUCGCAACAGCUGGUGCACUCAAUGUGUUCCUAAUGCGCGGCGAGGAAAUCAGACAGGGCAUUGACGUAUACCCCGCGCUAUCAGAAGCCGAGCGACAAAGAGUAGAUACAGGCGAUCUGGAGGUCAAGCCAUUGGGCAAGAGCAAGAAAGCGGCUACACUCGCAGUGGGUGAGACCGCGCUGAGUCGUGUGCUUAACGCAACGCCUAUCAUGGUGUUGCCUCCUCUUCUUCUUGUCAAGUUACAAAAGACAGAGUGGCUUAAGCAGAGACCCAGGAUGGUGACUCCCGUUAAUCUGGGACUCAUUUUCACGACGUCUAUCUUUGCGCUGCCGCUUGCGCUCGCUGCAUUCCCGCAACGUCAGGCUGUUAGUGCGAAGACUCUGGAGCCCGAGUUUCAUGAGCGCGGCGGCAAGGACGGCUUGGUCGAGUUUAACCGUGGGAUAUGA